UUGUGCUCAGUAACUGAUUUUGUGUGCGGCCCGAACGCACGGCAAUUUAGCGGUGGUUUUAAGCGUGCAGUACAGUGUGUGCAGUGUGGUUCCUUUGACAAGCCUUCAAAAAAAAAAAAUUAAUUUAACAAAAAAAAAUCCUUCCUCUAACAGGUGAAGGUGUGUCAUUUUGUGUGCGUGUACUUACAAGUGUAUUAGUGGAGAUUUUUUUUUUCGUGGUUUGGGGCCCAUCGUUCCAUCAUUCCGAACCCAGUAUCCAGCGUGCAACAAUGAUUGGAUUUAAAUUGGUUACCAUCGUCACCUGUCUGGCGGGUGUGAUUCUUGCCCAGGACUACCAGGAGUACCGGCAGGCACCACUCCGGAUCGGUACCAAAGCCGAAGAACCGAAACCAACGCCGGUUCCCAUCCUGAAGCAGAUCAACAGACACAAUGAGGAUGGUUCGUACACGUACGGCUACGAAGGUGCGGACGGUUCGUUCAAGAUCGAAACCAAACUGGCAACCGGCGAGGUAAAGGGCAAGUACGGUUACGUCGACGAGACGGGCAAGGUGAAGGUGGUGGAGUACGGUGCGAACAAGUACGGUUUCCAGCCAUCCGGUGAAGGUAUCACGGUACCGCCACCAACGCUCAUCGACGAAACGACCGGCAAGGAUGAUCUGCUCGAGGAUGAUGACGGUAACGUACCGGUAGCGCCGCGCCUGCAGAAACAUCGACCCAUCUCGAAGCCACGCUUCCAGGAGGUGCCGAUCCAGCAGCCGCAUCAACACCACCAACACCAGCAACACCAGCAGGCACAGCGCCCUCAGCAGCAGCAACAGCAGCAUCAGUAUUAUGACUACGAUGAGCAGCCAGCACCACAGCCGAAGUACCAACCCGCACCACAGUACGUGCAGCGUUCCCACUUCGGUGCCGCACCGGCACCAUCCGCUUCCGUAGGACCGGCGCCACCCCGCGCCCAGAUCCCGAACGCUGUGCCGGUGGAUGUUGUGUACGCGCCGAAACAGCUACCCGCCCGCCCGGACGUGGAGUACCGCAAUGUUGGACCCCAAACUUUCCCCGCUGCCGCACCGGCACCCGAACCCAAGAUCCGCUACUCCCAGCCAUCGUUUGCACCGUCCGCACACCCAUCGCAGCACACCGCCAAAUCUGCCAAUGCCGUGCCACUGCAGCAGCCUGGCUUCCCGCAGCCCCGACCCCAGCCGGCCAUCUAUCAGCCGCGUCCUGCCCAGGGACGUAGCACGAGCGUGCUCGAUCAGCUGGCGAAGGAUUAUGCGCUACCGCAAGGUGGCGCUGCACCGCUGCACGACAUCACCUUCGGUUACUUCUGAGCAACGAUCUCGUGAUACCGCUCCCGUCCUGGGUGUCACUGCAAACGGCCUUGCGUUCUCAUCUUUCGCCUUCCCUGCCCCAAAAACACCUCCACCACCUCUCUCUCUCCCGCACCAUCGGCGCACCACCAACUUGCAAAUUCCUACGCACCCGUGAAGAACUGAUGUCACCGUAGCGUUAAGGUGAAAAAUAAAAUUGGUCUUACAAAACGUGAA
Anopheles funestus (African malaria mosquito) is the source of this 1544-nucleotide messenger RNA. RefSeq lists its product as uncharacterized. Bases 270 to 1328 code for a protein of 352 amino acids. The transcript has 6 exons. Gene Ontology annotation, cellular component: chitin-based extracellular matrix. The record is from RefSeq and is a predicted model, not a curated record. NCBI's taxonomy places the organism in Eukaryota, Metazoa, Arthropoda, Insecta, Diptera, Culicidae. Gene Ontology annotation, molecular function: structural constituent of chitin-based larval cuticle.